AUGCUCGCGGGGUGUCUUAUUGUUACAAUGGUUGCGGCUGGUAUAUCAGCCAGCGUGCUAAACAAGUACAUUGUAACCUAUCUGCACAUAUCGGGCAAGUUUUUCAUUCUUUCUGUGCAAACUGUGUUUCUUCUGCUCAUACUAUCUGCCAUUAACUUUUUUAUUCUCGACAAUCUCUCUUUUAAAAUAUUUUCCAUUGCCGCUCUCUCCGUGUGGAUGCUGCCUGCGGUUUCUUUGGUGAUUAUGAUAUACUCGGGCCUGGAGGCAAAUGCACGGCUCCCCAUCUCUUUAUUCACAGUUCUCAAAAAUCUUACCAUUCCUGUCAUUGCCCUGCACGAUACGCUGUACAACGGGUACAAAAUAACGCCUCUUACUUUAGCAUCUUUUGUUCUCAUUCUUGGCAGCUCGUUUCUUGGCGCAUACUCCUCAGAUAAAAAAAGAAGAGAUUCUGUGUCUCUUCUCGGAAUACUCUGGAUGAUGGUAAACUGUUUUUCGUCCGCUGCGUACAUCAUCCGAUUCAACAGCAUAGUACGAAAAACAGAUGUAAACAGCGCAGCAGCUGCAUGGAUUGUGAACGCGCUGGCAUUCCCCAUGAUAUUUCUCUGUUUUUUGGUAGAGGGCGUGGGAGAUGCUAAAGGCGCCAGAAUGAAAGAGAUAGGAAUCAUUGCGCUCUCAGGCGGAGCAGCAUGCUCCAUAGCCGUGGCCAAUGCACAGGCUGCGCACACCUUCACCACCACAACAGUGGCUGUUAUUAACGCGCUGAACAAACUUCCCAUUGCAGCGAGCGGAGUUAUUUUUGGCUUUGAGUCCACGGGGCGAGCCUCCAAAUGGGUUGCGGUGCUGAUGGGUGUAGCAUCCUCGAUACUCUAUGCAGUGUCUCGAUCGCCUGCGCAUCAGUGA
This is a messenger RNA of Nematocida minor, 900 nucleotides long. Its product is annotated as GDP-mannose transporter. The record is from RefSeq and is a predicted model, not a curated record. NCBI's taxonomy places the organism in Eukaryota, Fungi, Microsporidia. The coding region runs from base 1 to 900 and encodes 299 amino acids. The transcript has a single exon.